GGCCGCGGGGAGCCUUUGAACAGUUCUGUGGUGAGCGGCUCCGCUCCCGGGUGGGGCUGGCCCGGCCCGACACCCCGGUGGGGCUGGGGUGUGGCCGGAGACCUCCCCCAGCCGCGGGGUGAGGCCCUCCAGCCGCGGGAUUUGGAAGCAUGGCUGCUAAGAAACUAAGAAGAGCACAGUUGUCUCAGGAAAUGUGUGAAAGGCUGAGGCGCUAUCAGAUCACUACCUGUCAGGAGUUCUUAUGUCUUUCCCUCUUGGAGCUAAUGAAAGUGACGGGACAGAGCUACUAUGAGGUGCAGAAGCUUCUUUGUAAAGUCAGCCGAGCUUGUGCUCCCAGAAUGCAGACCGCUUAUGAAAUGAAACUAAGGAAGUCUGGUAAUCCUUCUUCAGCCUUUUUAUCAACCACACUUCAUAGUUUGGAUAGGAUCCUGCAUGGUGGAGUGCCUUGUGGAUCCCUCACAGAGAUAACUAGCCCACCAGGUUGUGGAAAAACUCAAUUUUGUAUUAUGUUGAGUGUUCUGGCUACACUGCCUAUAAGCAUGGGAGGACUAGAUGGGGCUGUUAUAUACAUCGACACGGAGUCUGCAUUCAGUGCUGAAAGGUUGAUUGAGAUGGCAGCGAAGAGAUUCCCUGCUUAUUUUGACUCAGAUGAAAAGCUGCUCUGCAUGACCCGUAGCAUCCACCUGUACCGAGAGCUCACCUGUUGCAGUGUACUGAAGAGGAUUAUGUCUUUGGAAGAAGAAGUUAUUUCAAAGAAAGUUAAACUUAUAAUAAUUGACUCUGUUGCUUCAGUUGUCAGAAAGGAGUUUGAUACAAAACUCCAGGGCAAUCUGGCAGAGAGAAGUAACUUUUUGACUAGAGGAGCAUCAGUGCUUAAGUAUUUGGCAGAGGAGUUCUCAAUACCAGUUAUCUUGACGAAUCAGAUUACCACAUCUCUGAGCAGUGGCCCUGGGAUCCGGGCAGACCUGGUGUCUCCAGCUGAUGAUUUGUCCCUGUCUGAAGGAUCUUCUGUGAGUGGGAAGAGGGAUUCUGGUUGUGUGACAGCAGCCCUUGGCAACACGUGGAGUCACAGCGUCAACACCAGGCUCAUACUGCAAUACCAUGACUUGCCAACAAGACAGCUCCUGGUUGCUAAAUCCCCUGUCGCUCCAUUCUCCACUUUCUUCUACACCAUUGAGAAAUCGGGCUUGGUUCUUCAGGACCGAAAGGAUCAAACAAAUUUAGUUUGGGAAGGAACCAAUCCUGCCCUGCAGCCCAUACGAGUGAGAAGCAGUGCCUUGAAAGAUACUUCACAUGAUGCUGCUUUACCCAGCACUACUGGUGAGACUUCAAGAAAUACAUCAAAUCUAUAGAAAGGACAAAUGAAACCUCCCCAAAGACUGAAUGAAUGAUGACACUGGUUUUCAAAAAUCUGGUGAAGCAGAGAGAGAACAUUCUUCGUCUUCUUCUUCUUUUGUCUCUUCAAAGACUAAUGUCAAAACCAAGUGCUGUUCUUUGUAUGUGUGGGGCCAUACUUAACUCUGAACUUACGAAAAACCUGUCUUUAGGUUAAGUGACUUAAUAAUUAAAGCCUCUGAACAACAUACAUGGUGCUGAAGAAGCGUAAGCCACAUGUGCCUUCCUAAUUCACCUCAUCAGUUUGGAGGAACCAACGGCCAAGCACAGGAGUGUCCACAGCCCAAAACACAGUGAAACAUUCACUUUUUAUUUUAAGAGAAUGAUAAGCCCACUCAGUGGCUUGAUAACGAAGCAAUAGUACAGUAAGAACUUAUUCCUGUAACUCAUUUGGAAAUCAUCAGAGAUGAUGUAAGAGUUACAAAUAGCUGGGCACUGUUCAGAAUGUUAGGAGAACAGGUAGCAAUCUAAACUGUGAGAAGAUCAAUGUGUAUUACAGCUGCUCAGCUUUCUCUGCCUUCAAAGCACUUCUGAAGUAUUCACAACAUGACUGCAAAUCACAGAACUAUUUACUCACCUUAGAGACUUAGAGAAUGUAUGACCUUCUCAAGGCCUCUAAAAGCAUCACUGGCUGUGCUGUGAUCAGGAUCUGGUUGUUGCUGGCUCUCAAGCCUACAGAAAAGCCAUGGGUUCAGUUAGUGCCGCUUCAUGGUCACCACUUGCCUGGUUCCAUCCUCUGCUGUCCCUGAGCACUCUCUUGAUAAGCAGAGAAACCUGUACAGAAAUAUGAGGGGUCUGGAGUACUGCCGAAGUGGCUGUAGGUAACCCAGCAAGGAAAUGAGCUGCAGUGAGGCCACCUCAGGCAGCCAGGCAGGCAGGUUGCCAUCUGCUGUUUGCUGUUGCUGUUUGGGGGUGAUGAGAAUGCUCCUGGGAGCACGUGGUCCCUAAUAAAAAAUAUUGCACACCCUGAAGUGUAGCAGUGGCAGAGAUGUGGAAGCUGAUGUUGCAUCACUCCCAGCCACCAGACAGGAUGGCAUGGAGAGGGCAUCUCUGCAGCUAUCUGCUUGCACACCUGCUCACACAGCUUUGGGCUCUCCUUUAACAAGGAAGUUUCCAUCACUACAAAGAAGUUACUGCAUUUCAAUAAGCUACUUCUAAAAGUAAUAUAUUUCACCCUAGGGAAGUGCAAUUUUCCAGCUUCAGUGUUACAAGUUUUGUGCUUUGAAGAGACGUUUGUAACAUGUAAUUUUAAUUUUGUUUUAGCUAAGAUUUGGAUUUUCUUCUUGACAGUGCUGCACUACCGGCCACUCAAACCCUGCUUAACUUGCUUGUAGCCAUUUUAUCUGAGUAUCUUGUAAAUAUUUGGUAGAACACUCAGACAGAGAAGUGUUUUUUGCUCUUACAGUCACAUGCCUGGUUCCAGGACCUUUAAGAAUUACAAAAGACUGAAGGCAGGGAAAAUUCCACUGAGCUGCAUUCAAGUCUCCAGGGAGCAACUACACUCUGUUUAGACUAAAAUUUCUCAUUGCUGUCUCUCCCUAUUUAAAAAAAAAGUAGAAAGAUUGAGAGGGGAAGCUAGAGGGUUUCAUUAUUAUAAACACCAGAAUGCAAGCACUAUUUUCACUUAUUUCUCUCAUAUUGUGGAGCCAUUUGCAGUUAGAGAGGGAGAUAAGCUUUUCAGUGCUCUCUGGACUACCUGGGAAAUUUCCAUCAAGUUCUAAAAUGUUUUACAAACAUUAGUGAAUUAAAGUUUAAUUCCCUUCUUCUCAUCCCCAUGAAGCUAGUACAGUAUAAAAACAGGGCUAAUGAGACCAAGGUAGUUGUGCUUUGCUGAAGUCACAGGGACAGCAUGGUAAGAGAACUUGGGUCUUUGAGUCCCAGCUUUUCGUCUUACACUACAAACAACACAUAUUCCCUCCCUUUCCAAGGCUUGCCAUAUUUCCCUUGCUAGGAUAUAGUGAAAACAUUCUGGCCUCACACCUUGAGACAACCUUGGAUUUCCCCCCUUGCUCACAACUGCUGUCCCAUGGAAUUAAGAUGUUGAAAAGAUCAAAGAGGAAUGUGAUAUGGGGAGAAAAAAAAAAAUCAAAUCACUGCUCUGUCUGCCUUGGGUGUGUUCUGCCUCCACUGCUGCCAGUGGAGCUGGUGUUACGUUGGGAGCGACCUCAAACACGUUUGUAUGUAAUUCCAUAUAAUAUUCAGGCAGAACUGUAGUAAAAAUGCCAUAAUCAACAAGAGAGCUUGGCUGACAAGUAAAUUGGACAGAUGAGCCAGUAAGUCACUCCUGUAUUGAAUAUAUGUAAUUUCAUUAUCCUUCUGUAUGUGACCUGCAUUUCUUACUGCUUAUUAUUAUUAGCAUCCUGUAACUACAACUGCAGCCAUCUCUUUCACCUCUUCAGAAGAGGAGGAUAAUCCAUCAGCCAGUUCUUCUCCAGUGGUAUGAGUGAGAUUUUUACCACAGGAAUGAUCAGUUGAAGAGAGCUGUUCCCAGCAGGGCCAAACAAAAAGCAAUGUGCACAUGAGUAAUGAAGUGGAAGAGAAGGAAACAAAUCUAUAAAGUCCUUAAAGUAUUUCCCCCUUAACUUCCCUUGUUCACACUGAUAGAUAACCAGACAUGCAAAGCUGGAUGCAUAUUGACAGUGACCAGUGUAAGCAGGACUGAGAGCUUCUCCCACUGUGCAAACAAGCCUGAAGUCAGUCAGCUACCAAACGAGAUCAGCAUGUACCAGCUAUUCCAGCCCUUGCAGAUGAGAGAUAUCUGGAGGAAAAGCAGUCCUCCUGUCUCUUGUCACCUUACAACAUACCCUAGCACUAGAACCUUUGGCCUCUUAACACUGUUACCUUUCGUGACAAGGCUCCAGCACUGGUCCUUGGGUAGGCUGCUUCUCUAGCACACUUCCCUGCACAGGAUCCAAACUCAGUGCAAAUGCUGUGCACAGUGCUCAUUUCAUUCGCUGCUGAAAGGCAGCCAGGCCUGAGGUGGAACAUGGCAAGCGCUUCGCCGCACCUGGCAACUCCACACAGCUGCUGAAAACAAGCAAGGAAGAAAGCCGUGUACAAAUGCAGGGGAAUUUUCACAUAGGCAGGAUGUAAUUAGCAGAGCUGGAAUUUGGCCAGGACACUGGGGUUAAAACACUGGCUUGCAGGUAACACACUGGGGUCUUUCAUAAUUCAAAUGCUCAGGAUCUCCCAUUUCCAUUUUACCUGGAAGAUGUCAGAGGACUGUUCCCUAUUUAAUGGUCAUGGGCAGCUCUCGAACAUCUGACAAAGGAAGAAGUGUCUAAAUGGUGCUGCACCUGCAGAGCUUCUCUGCCAGCAACUGCCCACCAUGAACAACAGCUGAAAGGAUCACAUCCUGACAGGACCACGGCUGCACUGCUGUAAAACACACCUUCAUGCCUUGGGGUUCACUUCACCCACAAACCUCAUUACUCAGUUUUUUGGCCCCAAAUCCAUUUCAAACAGUAAGAGAAGAUGAUAAAAUGAGGGCAGCACCUUACACAUAAAACAUAAGAUAGAGAAUAUUACUAAUAAGUGUUGCUUCAACCUUAUUCUGUGCCAUUUGAAAUAAUACCAGAUAGCUAUUGGACAAGAGAGAAUUUAGAUGAAGCACUUUCCCCCAGUGUAGAUGAGAGAGCUUUUCCAACUGGCCUUGCCGGCAACACACAGAGCGUGAAGAGCUUUUGCCACCUUCUUCCUUCCAGCAGGGAAAACAUGUUCAAAGCAGCAAAACAUUUUUUUCCACUUCAUGAUCUCACUUUCUGUAUAGGCAAUUUUUCUGUUUACUAUGAGGAUGUUGAAUGUCCACAAAAGACCGGGGAAGUCGUUCAUGAACCUCACAUGUAUAAAGUCUGCAUGAUGUUUCUACCAUGAUGUGGCCCACAGUCUGAAAUAUAAAUAAUUGAAAACCUCUAACCCCUUGUCAAUCAGACCUUCAGACAUGUGCAGUCAAAGAGCUGACUUCCCCUGUGGAGUGCAGUGUGUGCAAACAAAAUAAGAAGUGUUCCUGCCAUCUGAAAAAGCAUAUUCUCUGCAUCAGUAAGUCAUAAAAAAGGGACCCCUCUACCUUUGAGCUUACCAUACCAGCCUUUGGUUUACUAGGGAAGGAGGAGGGGGCAUCCCAGGCUGCCAUGCAAGCCCCCUCUUUGUCAAGUGUUGUUUAAUACAACCACCAACCAAACUUGAUGAGAGUACCUCAGUCAGUGGGACAACAAACCUACAGACAGCCUCCAGUGGCAAAAUGCACUGGGGAGAGUAAAGAACGGGCAGCUGCAGGCAACAGGAAAUCCAGCACUAAUAAAUAAAAUGUCUUAUAGCCAGAAAGAGGAAAUAAACAGCAGCAGCACAAACUGAGAGGACAGAAGAGAGCAUAACUGUGGCAUGGGAAUCACUGGGUUACAGUGAGCUUAUUUUUACAGAACGUUGUCCCGGUUUGCUAUGUGUUCAGACUGCAAAAAAAGUGGGGGAGUGGGGGGACUGCUCAAAGAGAGGGUCUCUAUCAGAAGUUGUCAACAACCACUGUAAUUAAGGAAGCAGCCAGAGCACACACAACCAGAGCUGCUGCCAAACUGAAAUGAAAGCAUUUUUUGUUUUCAGCUGUAGCCCCAAAGGAUAAUAAAAGAUGGUUCUACCAUGCCAAGUGAGGAGCUGCAGGGACACCAUUUCUUGAUGGCCCUCCUCCCAUCUUUCCAAAAUUAUACACUGUGGGGAAGCAGCGAGUUACUGUUCCUAAGUGUGCUUUCAAAGCCUGUGCCCGCACACCCCAUCGGACUGCAGCCACCUGGGAAGGCUGGCCACAAGACAGGUGGGUCCUCAACCACCAUGGUGACAAUGGAGGUGGCACCAGCUGAGCUCUUCCCCCAGCCAGUGGGCUGUUCUGGCACUGCUUGGUUCAGAUUACUGGAGCUGCAACACUGGAUUUUCUCCCCUUGCCCUCAGCUAUAGGUUUCACCAUGGCCCCAUAGCAUUGCCACCACCAGUGGGAUCUGUCACAUUCAGAGCCACACGCCACUUUCUUCCUGAGGACAGCUGCAUUUAGGGGGCUCACUGGUGCCUUGGCAAGGAUUUUUGUUGGUGGCACACCAGCACCGUGCUCUUCUUGCUGCUGACAGCACAGGGGGCCUGCGCCCAUGCAGCAGCAGGUGCUGGGGAGUAGCACAUGGGCUGGCA
Messenger RNA from Poecile atricapillus (Black-capped chickadee), 6564 nucleotides. RefSeq names its product RAD51 paralog B (gene RAD51B). Gene Ontology annotation, molecular function: ATP hydrolysis activity; ATP binding; DNA binding. The transcript has 11 exons. Gene Ontology annotation, biological process: double-strand break repair via homologous recombination. NCBI's taxonomy places the organism in Eukaryota, Metazoa, Chordata, Aves, Passeriformes, Paridae. Gene Ontology annotation, cellular component: Rad51B-Rad51C-Rad51D-XRCC2 complex. The record is from RefSeq and is a predicted model, not a curated record. Bases 150 to 1352 code for a protein of 400 amino acids.